AUGUCUUCGCCCGGCGACGCCAAAUCGGUGCAACAUAGCGAAUCGGCGCAAGCUCCAGCAGAUCAAUCGCUAAAAUCUCUGUGCGGAGUCUGCCAAAAGGAACCGCCCAAAUACAAAUGCCCCAGAUGCUACCUGCCCUACUGCUCCGUGACAUGCAACAAAGUGCAUCGCGAAACUCACCCCCCGGAUCCCGAACCGACACCCGCUGAGACACCACAAGCCGCGACGACUACGACUGUCGCCGCCGCAGCACCCACCAAAGCCAAUGACAGGAGCAACCCAUUUGGCGCUCUUGACUCGGCUUCUGAUAAGCUGCAGAUGCUCUUCUCCAGGUACCCCGGCUUGCCGCAGCAGCUCGCCGACAUUUACGCCGCCAUGCAACCGCCUACCGAGUCGACGCAAAACGACGGCGGCAUCCCUGCCUCGCUGCUGAGGGGAUUACCGAGUAAAAAGGAGAGCUGGAACCAUGAUGUGGGGAUCAAGAAAGGAAAGGAAGCCCUGCGAAAGGCCCGCAAAGCAGGCGGUGUUUCGGGAGAGGGCGUUGAGGAAUACUGCGAGCUCAUCAUGCAUCUGAUGAACGGGCAGGCCGACGCAUCCGCUCUGCUGCAGAGGCAAGCUGCGACAGAGGAUUCAGAACUUAUUGAACGACUAAUGCACGAGGAGAGCAAACGGUGA
Molecule: messenger RNA, 675 nt
Organism: Beauveria bassiana ARSEF 2860
Lineage: Eukaryota; Fungi; Ascomycota; Sordariomycetes; Hypocreales; Cordycipitaceae
Product: HIT zinc finger protein
Exons: 2
Coding region: 1-675 (224 amino acids)
Biological process (GO): maturation of LSU-rRNA from tricistronic rRNA transcript (SSU-rRNA, 5.8S rRNA, LSU-rRNA); box C/D snoRNP assembly; snoRNA localization
Cellular component (GO): pre-snoRNP complex; nucleus
Source: RefSeq, a predicted model, not a curated record